AAGACCGUGGGAUGCGCGUGGCCCGAGGGAAUCUAACGCCCGGCCCUGGAAACUCCCUUUAAAAGAGCACGUGAAUUCACUUUGGAGCCUGUCUGGUGUGAGCGAACAUUACAUCCAGAGGUGAUAAACUCCAUUGUCCCCCUGGCCCAGACUCAGUCACUGAAAUCAAAAUGUCAAGUAUAGAUCCUUAUCAGCGCAUUACGGUGGAACACCAGUAUUCACAUACGUUUACUGUGACAGUUAAGCGAGCCAAGAAUGUCACCAAGGGGGCCUUUGGAGAUAUGCUUGACACUCCUGAUCCCUAUGUGGAGCUCUUCAUCCCAACGGCCCCAGACAGCAGAAAGAGAACGAAACAUAUCAACAACAACGUUAACCCAGAGUGGAAUGAGACCUUUAAGAUCAUUUUGGAUCCCAACCAAGAGAAUAUCCUGGAGAUCACUCUUAUGGAUGCGAAUUAUGUGAUGGAUGAGACGAUUGGCACAGCAACAUUUCCCAUAUCAACUUUGAAAGAGGGAGAGAAGAACAAAGAAGUCUCAUUCAUCAUUAGUAAAGUGACAGAAAUUAUUUUGGAGUUAUCUCUUGACGUUUGCUCUUCGACAGACCUGCGUUUCAGCAUGGCACUGUGUGAUGAAGAGAAGGUUUUCCGAGAGCAACGGAAAAGUAGAAUAAUGCACCAUCUGAACAAGUUCCUGGGGACCGAUUUGACCUCCACGCGUGAUGUACCAGUGAUUGCGAUAUUGGGAUCUGGUGGUGGAUUCCGUGCUACAGUGGGUUUUGCGGGAGUGAUGAAAGCGCUCUAUGAAUCUGGAAUUUUAGACUGUGCAACAUAUAUUGCUGGCUUAUCUGGUUCCACGUGGUACAUGUCAGCAUUGUAUUCACACCCAGAUUUCCCAAUGAAAGGACCAAAGGAGAUAAAUGAAGAGCUGAGGAAAAAUGUCAGCCACAACCCAUUAAAGCUCCUUACGCCUCAGAAAGUCAAGCGAUACAUUGAAGCCUUGUGGCAAAAGAAGAGGUCUGGGCAGCCUGUUACAUUUACAGAUAUUUUUGGAAUGUUGAUUGGAGAAACACUCAUCCAAAAUAAUAUGAACACCACUUUAUCCGAAAUGCAGGAGAAAGUCAACAAGGCACAAUCUGCUCUGCCACUGUUUACAUGCCUCCAUGUUAAGCCUGAUGUAUCAGAACUGAUGUUUGCAGAUUGGGUGGAAUUCAGUCCCUAUGAGAUUGGGAUGGCUAAAUAUGGGACGUUCAUGUCUCCCAAUUUGUUUGGCAGCAAAUUUUUUAUGGGAACAGUAGUGAACAAAUAUAAAGAGAACCCAUUGCAUUUCUUAAUGGGUGUCUGGGGAAGUGCAUUUGCUAUAUUAUUCAACAGAGUCCUUGGAGUUUCCAAUUCUCAAAAUAAAGGGCCCACAAUGGAGGAAGAACUAGAAAAUCUUAGAUUGCGGCAUCUUGUGGGCAAUGAUUCAGACAGCGAUGAUGAGUCUCAGGGCCCAAAAGGCUCAGAAAACCCUAAUGCUGAAAAAGAACAUGAACAGAGCAGCCAGGAAAGCUGGGUCCAGCGUAUGUUUAUGGCUCUGGUAGGCGACAGCGCCCUUUUCACCACCCGGGAAGGGCGUGCAGGCAAAGUACACAAUUUCAUGCUGGGCUUGAAUCUCAACACGUGCUAUCCGCUUUCCCCCCUGGCUGGCCUCAUGACUCAAGAAUCAGUGGACGAAGAUGAAUUGGAUACAGCUGUGGCUGAUCCUGAUGAGUUUGAAAGGAUAUAUGAGCCUUUGGACGUACAGAGCAAAAAGAUUCAUGUUGUGGAUAGCGGACUUACUUUUAAUCUGCCAUAUCCACUUAUCUUAAGACCACAACGAGGGGUUGACCUUAUAAUCUCAUUUGAUUUUUCUGCACGUCCUAGUGAUUCCAGUCCUCCUUUUAAGGAAAUUUUACUUGCAGAAAAAUGGGCCAAAAUGAACAAACUUCCUUUCCCUAAAAUAGACCCAAACGUGUUUGAUCGUGAGGGCUUAAAGGAGUGUUACAUCUUCAAACCCAAGAAUCCUGCUUCUGACAUUGAUUGUCCAACAAUUAUCCACUUUGUUUUAGCCAAUAUCAACUUCAGAGACUACAAAGCACCAGGCAUUCCAAGGGAAACUCAGGAAGAGAAAGAUUUUGCUGACUUUGAUAUUUUCGAUGAUCCCGACACACCAUUCUCCACCUUCAACUUCCAGUAUUCAAAUGAUGCUUUCAAGAGACUGCAUGAUCUGACGGAGUUUAAUACCCUGAACAACUUAGAUAUAAUCAAGGAAGCCAUAGCAGAUAGUAUUGAAUACAGAAGACAGAAUCCUUCACGUUGCUCUGUUUCCCUCAGCAGUGUUGAAGCAAGGAGAUACUUCAAUAAGCCUCAAAGCAAUAACCAUACGUAGGCACAACACAUUGCAUUGCAAGCCUCAUUCCUCAGAACAGAGCAUAAAUGGAUUGGUCAAAAGUCUUUAUUCCAAGGGAAUUGCUGUUUGGGAAUGAAAUAUGACAAAACAAAAGAGGACAA
This is a messenger RNA of Elgaria multicarinata webbii, 2527 nucleotides long. RefSeq names its product phospholipase A2 group IVA (gene PLA2G4A). Gene Ontology annotation, biological process: glycerophospholipid catabolic process. Gene Ontology annotation, molecular function: calcium ion binding; calcium-dependent phospholipid binding. NCBI's taxonomy places the organism in Eukaryota, Metazoa, Chordata, Lepidosauria, Squamata, Anguidae. The transcript is spliced from 18 exons. The record is from RefSeq and is a predicted model, not a curated record. Bases 171 to 2405 code for a protein of 744 amino acids. Gene Ontology annotation, cellular component: nucleus; cytosol; Golgi apparatus.